Molecule: messenger RNA, 1179 nt
Organism: Parathielavia appendiculata
Lineage: Eukaryota; Fungi; Ascomycota; Sordariomycetes; Sordariales; Chaetomiaceae
Product: PRTase-like protein
Exons: 5
Coding region: 156-887 (243 amino acids)
Cellular component (GO): cytoplasm
Source: RefSeq, a predicted model, not a curated record
AAAUAGCAAACCUGCCUAAAGAAACGCAAUAAUUAGAUACGAUAUUGUUCCAUUGGUUCUGUUCCUUCUCGGUUAUCCUUUUCCACCGUCUCAGGUAGCCAACCCGGGUAGCGAUUCCCUCGCUGUCGGUUUCUAACGUCCUCCAACGAUCAGCAAUGCCCAACGUCAGGCCCGCGCCGACACAAUGUGUUGGCCCCGACUACCGCUCCGAGAGCCAAAAGCCGACGGCGGCGGUCUCGACCGAUGUGAAAGUCGACACGGUCACCAUCCUCCCGCAGACUCCCCAGCUGAUUGCGCUGCUCUCCAUCAUCCGAGACAAAAACACCCAGCGCGGCGACUUCAUCUUCUACUCCAACAGGAUCAUCCGGCUCCUGGUUGAGGAGGGCCUCAACCAUCUCCCCACCGUCGAGCACACGGUCACUACGCCAGUCGGACGCUCGUACGAUGGGUUGGCGUUCCAGGGUAAGAUCUGCGGCGUGUCCAUCAUGCGAGCCGGCGAGGCCAUGGAGCAGGGGUUGAGGGAGUGCUGCCGGUCCGUGAGGAUUGGCAAGAUCCUGAUACAGAGAGACGAGGAGACUUCUCAGCCCAAGCUCUUCUACGACAAGCUGCCCGAGGACAUUGCCGACCGAUGGGUGCUUCUGCUUGACCCUAUGCUUGCGACGGGCGGCUCUGCCAUCAUGGCUGUCGACGUGCUCAAGUCGCGCGGUGUGCCAGAGGAGCGCAUCCUUUUCCUCAACGUGCUCGCGAGCCCCCAGGGCAUCCAGAAUUUUGCGACCAAGUUCCCCAAGCUUCGGCUGGUAACGGCUUUCGUGGACCAAGGGCUUGACGACAAGAACUACAUUAUACCCGGUCUUGGAGAUUUUGGCGAUCGGUAUUAUACCCGGUGAAGCAUGGCUUUUCAAAGGAUCAGUUAGCGUUUGCAUAAAGACACAGCGUAGUAUUACAGAUUCUGUCCAAUGAAGUGGCCCUGCGCCGACCCCGGCCGGCGUGAACUGGUAUCGACCGCUUUCCUCGCGGCUCCUAUAUCCCAACCCGAAUAACAGUACAGAAACAUCCAUCUUCCCCAAGCCUCAUAGUCAAUCGUAAUCUUCAUCGUCGCCGACGAUACCCUCGCCUUCAUAGCCGCCCUCGCCUUCAUCCUCCUCGUCCAUCCUCUGCCUCGAUUCGCCUACCCGCCUG